GACGCAUGCUGUCAAUGGUUCUUUAUUGCGGACGAGCUGACGGCAAAGUUCGAGGAGACAGAUGGUCAGUGUAGUGAUCUGGCCAGGGCCGCGAUUCGUUUGGGAUUCCAUGAUGCUGGUACCUGGUCACAGUCCUUAGCCAACAAGGGUCAAGACUUCGGUGGGGCUGAUGGGUCGCUCGCCUUGUUCUUUGAAGAAGGUCGGGCGGAGAACGGUGGUCUUCAAGAGAUCACUGACUAUGCCAGGGAGCUCUACGCUAGGUAUGAUGUCGGCAUGGGAGACUUAAUCCAGUACAUGGCAGUCCAUGCCACUGUGACCUGCCCUCUAGGUCCUCGCGUUCGCGCUUAUGUUGGUCGAAUUGAUGCUGUUCAACCAGCCCCUGACAAUCUUCUACCAGAUGUGCAUGCUCCGGCUGACGACCUGCUCGCACUUUUUGCAGAUAAGACUAUCAGUGCCCAUGAUCUUGCUGCGCUUCUUGGUGCGCACUCGACUUCGAAGCAAUUUGGUGUGGAUAAGUCCAAAUCCGGUAUGCCCCAGGAUUCUACUCCUGGUGUGUGGGAUGUGAGCUUCUACAAUGAGACUGUACAAGAUAUCGGUGAGGACUGCGUCUUCAAAUUCCCGUCUGAUGUUGCUCUCGCUGCACAUCCUGCAGUGUCAGACGAGUGGAUGAUGUUUGCUGGAAAGCAAGAACAUUGGAAUGAGGAUUAUGCGAAGGCCUAUCUUCGUCUUUCUUUGCUUGGUGUGAACAACAUCAACGACCUUCAGGAGUGCUCAUACACUCUUCCAACAAAGAAGACGCGCGUCCCA
Messenger RNA from Lindgomyces ingoldianus, 807 nucleotides. RefSeq names its product heme peroxidase. The annotation marks the transcript as partial. Lineage: Eukaryota; Fungi; Ascomycota; Dothideomycetes; Pleosporales; Lindgomycetaceae. Gene Ontology annotation, biological process: cellular response to oxidative stress; response to reactive oxygen species; hydrogen peroxide catabolic process. Gene Ontology annotation, molecular function: peroxidase activity; heme binding. The transcript has 4 exons. The record is from RefSeq and is a predicted model, not a curated record.